Aquila chrysaetos chrysaetos is the source of this 4806-nucleotide messenger RNA. RefSeq names its product NLR family CARD domain containing 3 (gene NLRC3). The transcript has 18 exons. The coding region runs from base 147 to 3428 and encodes 1093 amino acids. Gene Ontology annotation, biological process: negative regulation of canonical NF-kappaB signal transduction; regulation of apoptotic process. Lineage: Eukaryota; Metazoa; Chordata; Aves; Accipitriformes; Accipitridae. Gene Ontology annotation, cellular component: cytosol. Gene Ontology annotation, molecular function: protein binding. The record is from RefSeq and is a predicted model, not a curated record.
CCACCAGGAACAUGGAUAAAGGCUGAGGAGCCUCGACUGGUGCUGUGAGCAGGCUGGGGCGACGUGGGGCGGUCCAUGGGACGGCUGUGCUGCUGCCAACACAGCACUCCUCACCCAGGGAUCACCCAUGUCACGGGAAGCCUCUGAUGGAAGAGGCUUGGAUCAACCGCUACCGCAAGCAGCUGGUGAGGUCCAUCUCACCGCAGUUCCUGGAGGAGAUCAUCUGCUACCUGCGGAGGCUGGACCUCCUCACGGCGGAGGAGGCUGGCCGGGCGCAGGAGGCGAGCUCCCUGCCCGAGAAGGUGAGGGCGGUGGUGGAUGUCCUGGCUGGCAAGGGCAGCUACGCCUCCCAGUCCCUGCAGACCUUCAUCGAGACCACCAAUUCCCAGCUCUACCUUCACAUCACUGUCUAUGAACCCAUGGUGCAGAAGCACCUGGAGAGCCUCCAAAGCUACUAUGGGAAUGGCUUGGAGACGGGUCCCCUCCAGCGACUCACGAACCUGCUGCUGGUGGAAGGCUUGACUGAUAUCCAGCAGAAGGAGCAUGACAUCCUGCAGAUUGAAGCCACCAAAGGCUUACGAAAUGUAUCCAAGAGCAUCCCUCUGGAGAAGCUCUUCCUGCCUCUCUCCAAGGUCAGCAUCCCACCUCGGAUCUCUGUCACCAUCGGAGUGGCUGGGAUUGGCAAAAGCACACUGGUGAAGCUGUUUGUCUACACCUGGGCAAAGGGGGAGAUCAACAGGGACAUCAUCUUUGUGCUGCCCCUCACCUUCCGCGAGCUCAACACCUACGAGAAGCUCUCUGCUGAGAGGCUCAUCUGCUCGGCAUUCCCUCACAUCACUGAGCCAAACUGCAUCUCAGCAGGAGCCGCCAGGACCCUGCUGAUCCUCGAUGGCUUGGAUGAGUUCAAGACUCCUUUGGAUUUUUCCAACACGGUAGUAUGCACCGAUCCCAAAAAGGAGAUCCAAGUGGACAACCUGAUCACCAACAUCAUACGUGGCAACCUGCUGCAGGAGGCUUCUGUCUGGGUCACGUCGCGGCCAACAGCAGCCAGCCAAAUCCCUGGUGGGCUUGUUGACCGGAUGACGGAAAUACGAGGUUUUGGAGCUGCAGAGAUGAAGGACUUCUUGGACCAGAUGUUCCUUGACAACAGAGACCUAUCUGGCCAAGUCCUGCAUCACAUCAGGGCUAACAGGCCGUUACACGUCAUGUGCACCAUUCCUGGCUUUUGCUGGAUUUCUGGCUCCUCAAUCGGUUAUUGCCUAAAAAAUAGCACUGAUCAAUUCCAAGAAACAACUGUUGUCCCCAAGACCCUAUCAGAAAUCUACUCCUAUUAUUUUAAAAUGGCUCUGAGCAGUGACUGGCCGGAAAAGCCAAAAGAAACACUCAGGAUUGAGCAGGCUAUGAACAACAGCAAGAAGAUGGUGGGCAGCCUGGGCAGACUGGCGUUCUAUGGGCUGCUCAAAAAGAAAUAUGUGUUUUAUGAGCAGGACAUGAAGGCAUACGGCAUUGACCUUUCCUUGCUGCAGAGCAGCUUGUGCAGUCGCCUCCUACUCAAAGAAGAGAUGCAGUCCUUCACAGCCUACUACUUCUCCCACUUAACCAUACAGGAGUUUCUAGCGGCUAUUUAUUAUUACACGGCUGCAAAGCGGGCAAUAUUCGACCUCUUCACGGAGAGCGGGAUGUCCUGGCCCAAGUUGGGUUUCCUCAACCACUUCAAGAGUGCUGUUCAGAGGUCGCUGCAGGCAGAGGACAGGCAUCUGGACAUCUUUGUGCGUUUUCUGUCUGGGCUCCUCUCCCCUCAGGUGAACAAGCUGCUCUCUGGGUGGCUGCUGAUGAAGGACGAGCACAACAGCUUCAGGAGCCAGGCAAUCAACUUCCUCCAGGGCUGCCUGAACACCGACUACGUCAUCUCCUCGCGGACGGUGAACACCAUGCACUGCCUGUAUGAAAUUCAGCACACGGAGAUUGCUAAGACUGUGGAAGAAGCAAUGAAGAACGAGAGCUUGGCCGGGAUGCUCACCCCUGUGAACUGCUCUGCCCUGGCUUAUCUCCUGCAGGUCUCUGACGUCUGUGUGGAGGAGACGAACCUCUCCAACUGCCUCACCUACAACAUCUGUAAGAGCCUGCUCUCCCAGCUCCUCUUCUGCCACAACCUCAGGCUGGACAAUAAUCAGUUUAAGGACAACGUGAUGGAGCUGCUGGGCAGUGUGCUGAGUGUGAAGGACUGCCAGAUCCAGAAGCUCAGCUUGGCAGAAAAUCAGAUCAGCAAUAAGGGAACCAAAGCGCUGGCCAGGUCGCUGAUGGUGAACAGGAGCCUGACGGUGCUGGACCUGCGAAGCAACUCCGUUGGCCCCACUGGAGCAAAAGCACUGGCUGAUGCGCUGAAAAAAAAUCAAGUCCUGCUCUCCCUGAACCUGCAGCACAACACCAUCAAGGAGGAUGGUGCCACUUUCCUGGCCGAGGCUCUGUUGACCAACCACAGGCUGACAACCCUGCACCUGCAGAAAAAUGCCAUCGGAGCCCGCGGUGCCAGGAAAAUAGCGGAGGCGCUGAAGCAGAACUGCAGCCUGAAGGAGCUGACACUCUCCAGCAACUCAGUAGGAGACAACGGCUCGGUUGCCUUGGCCGAAGCUCUGAAGGUGAACCACAGUCUGCAAAGCCUCGAUCUCCAGAGCAACUCCAUCAGCAGUGCUGGGGUCACCGCGCUGACAGCAGCUCUCUCCUCCAACAAGGGACUCAUCAACCUCAACCUGCGGGAGAACUCCAUCAGCAAGGAGGGGGGCCCAGCCAUCGCCCGUGCCCUGCGGACUAACAGCACCCUCAGGAAGCUGGACUUAGCGGCGAACCUGCUGUAUGAUGAAGGUGGCAAGGCCAUCGCUUUAGCGAUGAAAGAGAACCGGGCGCUUACGUCCCUCCACUUGCAGUGGAACUUCAUCCAGGCAAAAGCUGCCACGGCCCUGGCACAAGCACUACAGUUCAACAGCAGCCUGGCCAGCCUCGACUUGCAGGAGAAUGCCAUCGGAGACGAGGGAAUGGUCGCCCUCUCCGCCGCGCUGAAGGUCAACACAACACUGGCAGAUCUUCACCUGCAAGUGGCUUCAGUUGGCGUGGCUGGUGCCCAAGCCCUGGCAGAAGCCUUGAUGGUCAACAAGAGCCUGCAGAUCCUAGACUUGCGGGGAAACUCCAUCGGUGUGGCAGGGGCCAAGGCGAUGGCCAAUGCGCUGAAGGUGAACCGCAGCCUCCGCCGGCUCAACCUGCAGGAAAACUCCCUGGGCAUGGACGGAGCCAUCUGCAUCGCCACCGCUCUGAAGGGCAACCACGGCCUCACCUACGUGAACCUGCAGGGGAACCGCAUCGGCCAGUCGGGAGCCAAGAUGAUCUCUGACGCUAUCCGGACAAACUCACCCGACUGUGUCGUGGACGUGUGAGGGUGCCUGGCCGCAGCGAGGAGGUGGCCCGGUGGGUCCCUUUGGCCGGCAUGCCUCCACAGGGAGCUGCUUGGCCCUCUGCCUGCCCGUCUUAGGGAGGAGAGCUCCUGAGCUCCCUGGCACAGCCCAGGAGGACCUAGAGCCUCCAGAUCAGCAGUGCAGGAGGAUCAAGACUUGCUAGUGUUGAAAGCUGAGGGAUGUAUGCCCAUAUCCCUGUUCAUCCAGGCCCUGGGGGAGCUUCAAGGAAUGGGUGAAAUGCAAAAAGGAGAGAGGAGGGGGAAGAUUCCCACAUGCCAGCCCCUCUCAUUUUCGUGACUUACCUGCCACCACUGGCGGCAGCGACCCCUCCUGUGAUCUCCGUAGGGUUACAGCGCUGUGCUCAGACCCUGCCCCAGACUGGGCGCAUCCUGACCGCCCCGGAGCUCUGCUCUUGUCCUAGCCUGAGUCGCUGGGGGCAAACAUUGCAGGACCCCAGCGGGGGCUCCAGGGCUCUGCUCCCAGCGCCAGCUCUUCUCUCUCUACUUCUGGCAAGGAUCCCAGGGUGAAACACGGGCAGGAUUCACAGCAGCCCCUUCUCACCUAGCAAAAUACAGCCCAGUCCUGCAGGCUCCCCUUGAAAUCCCAGACAGAAACGAGAGGUUUGCCGUUUCCUUGCUCAGAUGGGAGCAGUGCUUUGGACCUCGGCACUUCAGAGCAGGGUCCUAGGCAGUGAGUGCAACCUGUGCUGUUUGCCAUGCCCUUCAUAACAGGUUGGUGCUGGCCAAGCAUGCCUGAAGUGUUUGGUAGUGCUGUUCUCUAUCAGAGACAGGCAUCCCAAGACAUGGGAGUGGAACCAUCUAGAAAGACUUUGGGAAAUAAAGAGCCCUGACGAUAAUGGGAGGAGGAGCGGGAGGGUGAAUGUAAGAGGAACAGCACUGCACAAGGAUGGGCCGUCUCCAGCACACAUGUCUUGGUGAUACAGUGGGACUGCCUUAUCACAAAGUUCUGCCUCUCGAGUUCAGGCUGGACUUUUUGGGUCUCCUGCUGUUGUCAUUGGUGACAAGUUGUGUGACCUUUGGAUGCAUCUUCCCGACAUCCCAGCUGCAGGCAGAGUCCAUCCCUAGCAGUCACCUUUUGGGCAGGUGGCUGCUGAAAGCAGAGGUGCCAGGUAAUGCCUUCAUGUUCGUGGCAGAGACCCAGUGACUCUCCAAAAGGUGCCAGGUUUGCAGGUGGACCAGUAGCCAAACUAUGCAACCCCACCAGAGCCCCCUCCAGCCACUGCCCCCUCUCCCCACUCCAUCCCAGCCGGAGCCCACACCGAGACACACUGCUGCUGCACUCAGGGCAGUAAGCAACUGCUCCAGGGACCUUGGUGGGCUGAUCCUGGACAAACGCCGGG